Protopterus annectens (West African lungfish) is the source of this 2958-nucleotide messenger RNA. Its product is annotated as E3 ubiquitin-protein ligase HECTD3-like. Lineage: Eukaryota; Metazoa; Chordata; Ceratodontiformes; Protopteridae. The record is from RefSeq and is a predicted model, not a curated record. The transcript has 22 exons. Gene Ontology annotation, molecular function: ubiquitin-protein transferase activity. The coding region runs from base 260 to 2809 and encodes 849 amino acids.
GCUGCUAUUCUAGUAAUUACAGUAGGCUUGGUUUGUGUAAGAAGUACUGCUUCCUGGGAGAUUUCACCUCUCUCUGUCAGAGAGACGGACAAAACUGGAAAAGAUAUAAUUUUUAAUUAAUGAAAGCUGAAAGAGGAACCAGUUAUUACUAAUGGUAUAAGAAAACAGCACAGUGCAAUAUACACACUGCCACAGUGCGUAUUCAUUUGUAUACUUACAACUUUCAUGUGGCUGUCACUUUCAGGAAAUAGGAAAUCAUAUGGAAACAAUGACACCGGCAGACAGUCCUCACCUGCUCUUAGGCAGAGUUCGCUUCUUACUAGAGUGUAUUGAAUGUUUCAGAGAGACUAAACCCCUGCCUGAAUCUCUCUGCUAUGUACCUAAAGAUGUCUACUACAAGAUUUGCAAGGAUUCUCCAUCAACUACAAUCUCCACAGUGAAGAGCAUUAUCCCGGUCUGGGAAUCACCAUGCCAGUCCAAAGAUAUCAAGAAACUCUUCAGGUUUAACAUUGAGGUGGAAAAAGGCACUUGCAUCCAUGCCACUGGGGAGGAAUACUUGAACAGCUAUGGGCUAUGGGUGAAAAUGAACAAAGAACAGCUAGAAAAAUACAAAAGUGGAUGUGACCUGGAAGAAGGCUGGAUUUUAUUGUGCAAACAUACUGAAGGGUGUAACAGAUUAGUGCUAUAUGAAUCAUCAGAGCGAUUGCAAAAUCAACAGCUAGUGUAUGGCUAUGAUUACAAACCAGUCAACAGGUGGGAACAGGUGGUUGAUGCAAAACACAUGUGUACCAUUGGACUGAAGAUAAAAUCUGCAGAGAUGGACAAAGUGGCUGUAGAAAGGAUGAGGUAUGUUCCACCAACCUGGAAUUACGAUUGUGAUGAACAGCUUGUACACUGUGUUGCUGCUUCUACAAAUGAUGAAGAACUUGGCAAUGUCAAACAAUACGUGGAUAAGAUUGAAGUUUCAUCUCAUAUGGAUGAAUCAUACAGUAUGAAUCUGACAGAUGGAUCUACUUUGACAUGCUGGCAGAGUUCAAGUGGUGAAAAACCACACUGGAUACGUUUACACAUGAAGAGAGGUGUAUCUAUCAAGAAACUUAAUCUGAUAGUCCAGCCAAGUGAUGAUAGCUAUUUGCCAAAGACGAUAGCCGUGUACUGGAAGCAGCACAAUGACAUGAAGAAACUGAAUGAAAUCGAUGUUGAAGACUUUUCAAGUACAGAAAUUUGUGUUUUGGAAGAUGCAACUAACUUUAUGAAUGUAAUAGAAAUCCACAUCCUGGAAUGCAAAGAUGGAGGGAGAGAUGUCCAAAUCAGAGGGAUAAGCAUCACGUCUUUGUCAUCCAGCCUUGGAUUAAAUGCAGAUGUAUUCCAGUCAGCUAACCUCAUCCGUUAUCCACGUCUUGAAGGGGUAGACACAGAUGUGUUGUAUCGACGUGCCGCUGCCAUUCAGAGGUUUGUGACAGUACUGGAUAAUCUGAUAACUCACCUUGUCCCUACCUGGAAUUACAGUGUAGGCACCUUUCUUCAGCUUAAGUAUAUCAAGCAGCUUCUUAUGCUCUCCAAAUGUCGUUCCACACUCAUGUCUGAGUGCCUGAAGGAGUCGGAAACCCAGCACCCCUCUUCAUCACCCACUGUGACUAUCAACAGAAGGCUGGCUAUGGAACACCGUGAAAAUGUUUCCCUUGAUCCUAGCUCCAAAAAUACUGUCUUCUGUCAGAUAUAUGAUGGCCUGAAGUAUUCAAAAACCUGUCGAAAACCACUCGAUUACAGGUGGAGUUCAGAAUAUACUCAAUGGUGGGAAUGCAAAUUUGUCUCAGAGGGCAUGUCAGAUCAUGGUGGUGGCUUCCGUGAAAGCAUCUCUGCCAUUUCAGAGGAGCUGUGUCCAAGUUCAAUGGACAGUCCAGUACCACUGCCUUACUUUGUGAGAACCUCCAAUCAAGGUAAUAAUACAGGUGAGGGCAGGGACAUGUAUGUCCCAAACCCUUCCUGCAAAGAUUUUGCCAGAUAUGAAUGGAUUGGUCAACUUAUGGGAGCUACAUUCAGAGGGAAGGAAUUCCUGGUCUUGUCAUUACCCCCUAUUGUUUGGAAACAACUUUCAGGAGAGGCAGUCAGCUGGAGUAGAGAUUUCCCUGCAGUGGAUUCCAUGCUGGUAAAACUGCUUGAAGCAUUGGAAGCCAUGGACAAAGAGGCAUUUGAGUUUCAAUUUGGCAAUGAACUGACGUACACAACAAUGCUUAGUGACCAGAAGGAAGUAGAACUAAUCCCAGGGGGCAGCCAUAUCCCUGUUAAGUAUGAAGAUAGAAAGGAAUUCAUUCAACUAGUUCAAAAAGCCAGACUACAGGAGAGCAAGAAACAGAUUGCAGCGAUACAAGCUGGAUUGCUAAAGGUGGUACCACACAUUGUUUUGACUCUGCUAACCUGGCAAGAGCUGGAAAAGAAAAUCUGUGGGGAUCCAGAGAUUACAAUUGAGGCUUUAAAAAGAUCAAUUGAAUAUGCAGGUGUUGAGCCAAAUGAAAAAAGAGUGAAAUACCUCUGGGAGGCUUUGACGAACUUUACCAAUGAGGAUCGCAGUCGUUUCUUGAGGUUUGUCACUGGCAGAAGUCGACUUCCUUCUAGCAUUGUCAUCUGCCACGGAAGAUCAGAGUAUGAUACUCGAAGUGAAAAAUUAGAUUUACUCCCAGAAUCUUCCACUUGUUCCACGACCCUCUACCUCCCAGACUAUCCAAGCGCAAAGGUGUGUGAAGAAAAACUUCGUUAUGCAGUGUAUAACUGUGUGGCAAUAGAUACUGACAUGACUCCAGAAGACUGAGUGCUAAUGGGAAUGUGCAUUCUUCUACACAACCGGAACACAGGAUUAGUCUUCUAUGGGAUUUUCAGUGUAAUAAACUUCAAAUUAAACUAAUAUAUUUCCAUGUGGGAAAAGUAAAUGAUUUAUGCAAUAAAUAUCUUGCCUCUUAA